Helianthus annuus (common sunflower) is the source of this 1376-nucleotide messenger RNA. RefSeq names its product F-box/kelch-repeat protein At3g06240. Gene Ontology annotation, molecular function: protein binding. Bases 66 to 1118 code for a protein of 350 amino acids. The record is from RefSeq and is a predicted model, not a curated record. NCBI's taxonomy places the organism in Eukaryota, Viridiplantae, Streptophyta, Magnoliopsida, Asterales, Asteraceae. The transcript has a single exon.
UUCAUCUCUUCUCUUGUGAUAAACCCUAAACCCAAAAUUCACAUUCAAUAAUCCAAAUCAAAAUCAUGUCAGACCACCUACCCUCCGAACUCCAAUCAGAAAUCAUGAAAAUGCUUCCUGUGCAAUCAUUGUUUCGUUUCCGAUCAGUCUGCAAAUCAUGGAAAUCUGUGAUCGACAGCUCUGAUUUCAUCACUGGUUACAGCGGCCAACACCACCAUCUGUUUGUAGGGUAUACAGAUGAUAAGGAUAUGUUUAACUAUAAGCAAAGUUUUGUUUCAAUUGUUGAUGAUAAUAAUAUUAAUUCCCCCAAACAGAGAGUCUCCGUUACUCUUCCCGGGUUUCAGUACAUAAUCGGUAGCUCUCACGGCUUGCUGUGUGUAUACAGUCCCAACAGGGUACUUAUUUUUAACCCUUGUAUCAGAAGAAAAGCGGUUGCUGUUGAUCUGUCUCGUGUCGAAUAUGGGUGGAGCAUAAUAACCGUUUUAGGUUUUGGGGUUUGUCGUGAGACCAACGACCCUAAGAUUGUCAAGAUUACACCCACUAUAAGCCUUUGGCAAGUUGAGGUGUUUACAUUAAGCACGGGGGCUUGGAGAAGUCCGUAUAGCGAUGAUUUUUCUUGUAAAUCGGUUAAAUUUAGCUGUGAUCAGGUGGUUAUAGAUGGGUGUCUUUAUUGGCUUGCUCGUGAUAGGCUUGUUGAUGAGUAUUAUAAUUUGAUUGUUUCGUUUGAUCUGACAAGUGAAGAAUUUAGAGAGGUAAACCUUCCGGAUAGUUUAGCCGGUUAUGGUUCUUUUUCCAUGUAUAAGCUAAGCGACUCCCUUGCUGUGGUUAAAGAAAGCAUAGACGCUCACAAACUAGGUUUUGAUGUAUGGAGGAUGGAGGAUGAUUCGUUUAAAAAGCUCUACACUAUUAGUAGUCACUCACCGGAUGUAUCCAUACUGCGUGUAUGUGGACUUAGGAAGACUGGUGAACCGUUACUUGAAGUUAUUUUACGAGCUCAGCAUGGCUACACUAGAAUGCUUGCUGCUUAUGAAUCCUACUCUAAAUCCAUCACUAAUCUUGGGAUUAUUGGAAGAAAUAUUUAUGUGUAUAACUACAUGGAAACACUACUACUGCUUUGAUCAGCCGUAUGUUCUGGUAGCUAAUGCUAUAAAAUACUUUUUGAAUUUUCAUUUGUAUUCUGAACUGUUUAAUUUUGGUUUGCGGAAUUAUGAUUCUGACAGAAGAAGUUUGUUGUUUCGUUUUUUUUUCUGGUUUACGUUAAGUUGUUUCCAGAUGAGUUGUAUGAUUUUCAGUAAAGUGCAGUUCUGGGUCUGCUGUAUACUAGUUUUGCUGUUUGAUUUCGGAUUAAGUUGAUUUAGCUCUGUUCUGAAUGCAUC